ACUUCUCCUCCUCUUUCUUCUCUCCACCCCUCUACACCACAGAGGCAUGCUUUGGAUCAGUUCACACUGCUAUCCAAAUACUGUAUGAGCCGGCGACUACAGCUCUGAGGUCAAGUCAGAUUAACAGCAGUUUGCACAGAGAAAGUCUGGUUUUAGUUUAAGUGAAGUUUUCAGGCUUGGAAGUCGACGUGGUUGACAGCAUGGACAUGGAGAAACCACAGACGCGUUACUGCAUCCGGCGUACGCAUGUACUUGUCAUCUGUGUGAUGAUGGUGGUGUGCUCUUUGGCAGUGGGCCUUGGGGUGGGCCUCUCCAGGUCAGGCACCACCACGACCACAGAACCUACUGAGUCCCUUCCACCUGGCAGAGGGCCCUGCAUGCCUUCCACUGAUUCUAGCGGGGAAUGGACAGGUUUCCGUCUGCCCAGCUACGUGAAUCCGGUCCACUAUGACCUGCAUCUGGAGCCUGACUUAGUUGAGGACACCUACACCGGCACCGUGAGCAUCCAUGUGGAAAUCAGUAGGCCCACACGUCAUCUGUGGCUCCACAUCAGGGAUACAUUUGUCAGUGCCCUGCCCAGGCUGACGAAGCUAAACCAUGACGGAGGCAGUAGGGAGAUGCCGAUAAAAAGUUGUUUUGAAUACAAACCUCAGCAGUAUGUGGUGGUGGAAGCUACAGAGGAACUGCCUGCCACCAACCUAGGAGAGGUAUAUGUGCUCAGCCUGGACUUCCAGGGCUGGCUCAAUGGCUCUCUGGUGGGAUUCUACAGCGUUGUUUACACUGAGAAUGGGGUCAUUAGAAAGAUUGCUGCAACUGAUCACGAGCCAACCGACGCCCGCCGGUCGUUUCCCUGCUUUGAUGAACCCAACAAGAAGGCCACCUAUAACAUCUCCAUCACUCAUGAUGCUGCCUAUAAAGCUCUGUCCAACAUGCCACCUGAGGGCACCCCUCAACAAAUGCUUGGCAAUAAAGUGAAGACCUCCUUCCAGAAGUCCAUUCCAAUGAGCACCUAUUUGGUAUGUUUUGCUGUGCACCAGUUUCACCAUGUGGAAAAAACCUCCGCCCAAGGAAUUCCUCUGAGAAUCUAUGCCCAGCCAAGUCAGUUGGCAACUGCAGAGUAUGCAGCCAACACAACCAAGGUCAUCUUUGACUACUUUGAGGAAUAUUUCAACAUGCCGUACUCCAUCUCAAAACUAGAUAUGAUAGCCAUCCCUAACUUUGGCACUGGUGCCAUGGAGAACUGGGGCCUCAUCACCUACAGGGAGAACAACCUGCUGUAUGAUGAAAACGAGUCUUCCUCAAGCAACAAGCAGAGAGUUGCCAGUGUUAUCGCCCAUGAGUUGGUUCACCAGUGGUUUGGGAACAUUGUGACUAUGGACUGGUGGGAUGACCUCUGGCUUAAUGAGGGCUUUGCCAGUUUUUUUGAGUACAUCGGUGUGGAGAAAGCUCACCCUAGCUGGGGCAUGCGAGACAUCAUGAUCAUCAGUGAUGUGCUUCCUGUAAUGGUGGAUGAUGCCCUCCUCUCCUCACAUCCGAUCAUUGUGAAUGUGUCGACCCCAGCAGAGAUCACCUCAGUGUUUGAUGGCAUCUCAUACAGCAAGGGAGCAUCCAUUCUCAGGAUGCUGGAGGACUGGAUGGGUAAAGACGUCUUCAGAGCUGGCUGUCAAAAAUACUUGAAAGACUACAAAUUCAAGAAUGCCAAAACAGCCGACUUCUGGGAAUCUCUUGCCAGUGUGAGUGGGCUCCCAGUUGCAGCGGUAAUGAACACAUGGACCAAACAGAUGGGUUAUCCUGUGCUCAGCCUAUCUGUCUUAGAGAUGAAUGCCACACUGAGCCAAAAGCGUUUCCUCCUGGAUCCUCAAGCUGAUGCCAGCCAGCCCCCUUCAUUGCUUGGGUACAAGUGGAUGAUUCCUGUCAAAUGGCACGCUUUGAAAAGCAACAGGACAGUGAUGACUCUGUUUGACAAGAACAGCAUAGAGCAUGUCAUCACUAACUACACACCCUCAGUGGACGGGCUGCUGAAGGUUAACAGUGAUCAUACUGGAUUCUACAGAGUCAACCAUGAUGACCACAUGUGGAAUGCUAUCAGUGAACAGCUUCAAAAAAACCACUUGGAAUUUGAUGCAGCUGAUCGCACAAGCUACAUUGAUGAUGUUUUUGCUCUUGCAAGGGCAGACGUUAUAGAUUACAGUAAUGCUCUCAAACUUACCAAAUACCUGACAAAGGAGACCGACUACAUAGUCUGGGUCCGUGUGGCUGCCUCUAUCGCUUAUGUUCGAGACAUGCUGUCAGCAAAUGAUAAACUCUACCCAAAGUUUCAGAAACUAUUUCGUGACCAUGUGAAACCAAUUGCAACACAACUUGGAUGGAAUGAUGAAGGAACACAGACACAGAGGUUACUGAGGGAGACCGUGCUUAGUAUCGCUUGUCAGAUGGAAGAUGAGCAGGCUCUAAAUGAAUCCUCCCGCAUUUUUGACCAGUGGAUUAAUGGAAACCUCAGCAGUGUAGCAGUGAACCUGAGGCUGCUGGUCUAUCAAUAUGGCAUGAAGAAAUCAGGCAGUGAAGCAAAGUGGAACACAAUGUUCCAGAGGUACAAAGAGACUUCUUUGGCUCAAGAGAAGGACAAGCUGCUGUAUGGACUGGCUUCUGUGGAGGACGUGAGACUUCUGUACAAGCUUCUGGAGGCUACUAAGGAUGAGAGUAUCGUGAGGAGUCAGGAUCUGUUCACUGUGGUGCGGUAUGUGUCAUACAACCCACUGGGACAGAGCAUGGCCUGGGACUGGACCACACUUAACUGGGACUAUCUAGUCAACAGGUACACUAUCGAUGACAGGAACCUUGGUCGCCUACUGAGUCGAAUCACCACCACCUACAACACAGAGCUCCAGCUAUGGAAGAUGGAGCAUUUCUUCGGUCUAACACCACAUGCCGGCGCUGGGGAGAUGCCCAGGCAGCAGGCACUGGAGACGGUGAGGAACAACAUUGAAUGGAUAAAGAAGAAUGAGAAUGAGAUCAGAGUGUGGCUGGAGAGCAACGUGGCACUGUGAUGUUUUCCCAUUAUGUAGCUAGGAAGGUAUCAGCUGCCCAUUUUUCUUUCAUUGCACCCCUUUACUCAUUAGCUUUACUGUGAAUCAUUUCUGAUCUUUUGCUCCUAGCCAGAAUACACACAAGCCCUUCACCUGCUUGUACUUUAAGCAUUUUAUUACAAUUUCUUCAGAAUAUUUUUGUAAAAAUUUAACUGGUAAAAGACAUCUUAGUCACAAAAACAAAUAUUUGUAUGAUAACUUUUGAAUAUAAUUAAAAUGACUUUAAACCUCAGGUGUUGGAAUUCUCAUGAUCACAGAUCCAUUGGCACAGUGGCAUAGUGAGUGUUUUCCACCAGCAGCACAGAUUGUCAUUCUUACCUAUAUGACAGUGCGUUCGUUGUAAACUCACAUUGUUUCUGUGUGCCUCACACAAAGAAAUUGCACCGUUCUCCGGGCAUCAUCCUCACAUAAUGAGCGCCAGAUAUUUGUAAGCAAUAUGCUAACAAAAUGUCAAUGUAAGAGUGCUGACACACUGACGAUGAAGAAAUAAAUUUUUA
Messenger RNA from Monopterus albus (swamp eel), 3583 nucleotides. RefSeq names its product glutamyl aminopeptidase (gene enpep). Gene Ontology annotation, molecular function: peptide binding; metalloaminopeptidase activity; zinc ion binding. Lineage: Eukaryota; Metazoa; Chordata; Actinopteri; Synbranchiformes; Synbranchidae. Gene Ontology annotation, biological process: proteolysis; peptide catabolic process; regulation of blood pressure. Bases 201 to 3047 code for a protein of 948 amino acids. Gene Ontology annotation, cellular component: cytoplasm; plasma membrane. The transcript has 20 exons. The record is from RefSeq and is a predicted model, not a curated record.